Sturnus vulgaris (Common starling) is the source of this 1165-nucleotide messenger RNA. RefSeq names its product potassium inwardly rectifying channel subfamily J member 1 (gene KCNJ1). Gene Ontology annotation, biological process: potassium ion import across plasma membrane; regulation of monoatomic ion transmembrane transport. Gene Ontology annotation, molecular function: ATP-activated inward rectifier potassium channel activity. NCBI's taxonomy places the organism in Eukaryota, Metazoa, Chordata, Aves, Passeriformes, Sturnidae. The record is from RefSeq and is a predicted model, not a curated record. Gene Ontology annotation, cellular component: plasma membrane.
AUGUUCAGCUACCUGCGGGAACGCUUCAGCAGCCACCUCCGGGAGCGCAGCCGGCGCCGCGCCAGGCUCGUCUCCAAGGAUGGAAGGUGCAACAUCGAGUUUGGCAACGUGGAACAGUCCAGGUUUGUCUUCCUGAUCGACAUCUGGACAACCAUCCUGGACCUCAGGUGGAGGUACAAGAUGACCAUCUUCAUCUCGGCCUUCCUGGGCAGCUGGUUCCUGUUUGGGCUGCUCUGGUACGUCGUGGCCUACAUCCACAAGGACCUGCCCGAGUUCAACCCCUCCAUCAACCACACCCCCUGCGUGGACAACAUCAACGGCCUCACCUCAGCCUUCCUCUUCUCCCUGGAGACCCAGGUGACCAUCGGCUACGGCUUCAGGUGUGUCACGGAGCAGUGUGCCACCGCCAUCUUCCUGCUCAUCUUCCAGUCCAUCCUGGGCGUCAUCAUCAACUCCUUCAUGUGCGGGGCCAUCCUGGCCAAGAUCUCCAGAUCCAAGAACCGGGCCAAGACCAUCACGUUCAGCAAGAACGCCGUCAUCAGCAAGCGUGGGGGGAAGCUGUGCCUGCUGAUCCGCGUGGCCAACCUGCGCAAGAGCCUGCUGAUCGGGAGCCACAUCUACGGGAAGCUGCUCAAGAGCACCAUCACCCCCGAGGGCGAGACCAUCAUCCUGGACCAGGUCAACAUCGAGUUCGUGGUGGACGCUGGCAACGAGAAUCUCUUCUUCAUCUCGCCCCUCACCAUUUACCACAUCAUAGACAAGAACAGCCCCUUCUUCCACAUGGCAGCAGAAACCCUCCUGCAGCAGGACUUUGAGCUGGUGGUGUUUUUGGAUGGCACAGUGGAGGCCACCAGUGCCACCUGCCAGGUGAGGACGUCCUACAUCCCCGAGGAGGUGCUCUGGGGGUAUCGCUUCGCUCCCAUCGUGUCCAAGACCAAAGAAGGGAAAUACAGAGUGGACUUCCAGAACUUCAGCAAGACAGUGGCAGUGGACACCCCUCACUGUGCCUUCUGUCUCUACAAUGAGAAGGAAGCCAAAGCCAAAGAGAAGAAAGGUUAUGACAACCCUGGCUUUGUCUUGUCUGAAGUCAAUGAAACCAGCGACACAAAAAUGUAGUGCCAGGUAUUCGUGGGACUGAGUUUUCAGAGAGAAUGAAGUCUUGAGA